GACAGCACACAGGUGCCACCUCACAAUAGUCUCAGCCUAGAACAGCGAUGACUCACAAAGACUGCUUCUGGUUGCCUGGGUGUCAAGCCACAGCAGCCUCGCUGAUGAGCUGCGGAAGGCUGACAGUCCCACUGAAGACCAGAAACUCGUGUGGCUGGGAGACAGCCCUAUGGACAGGAGCUAAGUCAGAGGGGAGCCGCUGCUCGGAGCACAGGCGGGGAGAGGAAGAGCCAACAUGAUUCACCUGAAGCUGUCGAUGGACAGGGCCAUAGCUGAGGCCAAGGAGAGGAAGGCCCGGGUGCUGGAGGCCGUGAGGAAGACGGAGAGCAGAGGCACAGGCCAGGGCCUGGACGUUAGGGAGCCGCCCUUCAGGGCCUCCAAGUCUCUAGCUCUCUCCAUCUCCAGCACCUCCUCCAUCUCUCUCACCCCCUCCCCUGCCCUCACUCCCUCCCUCGCUGCCCUCCCUCCCUCCCUCCUUGUCCUCCCUCCCUCCUUAGAGACCCUCCCUCCCUCCCUCACUCCUCCCCUCACUCCCCCCAUCUCCCGCACUCUCUUCAUCUCCAGUUCUCCCUCCAUCCCCUGCUCACACACCCCCUCAGUGACCAGAGUGCCCUCGGUGACCGACUCAGGAUGGCAAGCUCUCAGCGCAUCUGAACAACUGGCGUGGGUCAGACACAUCCAAGACCCUCGGAUCGCACCAGGAUUCCAGUCACCACUAGAAAAGAAGAUUGAGCAUUUAGGUGGCCUCCACUGCACAGCAGCAAAGAAACUGCUAGUCAGAGAGUUUCAGCGGGAGAAGGAGUCCCUGCAAAGGCUCAAGGACACGUCCCCUGACUUCCUGUUUGCCAAGGCAGACGACUUCUACUACCAGAAGCGGCGCCGGCAGUGGCUGAAAGCCAUCUGGAAGCGCUACAAGCCGGCCCCCGUCUGUGGGGCCCCUGCAGAGGAUGAGGAAGAGGAGGACGAGGAGGAGGAGGAGGACGAGGAGGAAGGAGAACUGCCACCACCGCCACCACCGAGGCCCAGGAGAGGGGAGGCUGGGCGCUCGGAGUGCCGGAUCCCUGAGAGGGAGCUGCGCCAGAUCCAGAGGCACAUCGACCGGGUGGAGCGGGCCCGAGGCCUCCGAGAUGGCAGGCACCGACGGUGGGUCCUGCGGGGCAGGGACAUUGCCAGCAGGGUGUUGGCCGCCCAGAGGGAAGUGGUCGCCGAUGAGCCCCUGGAGCCCAGAAGCAAUAAGCAGCAGGCCGUGCGGGUGUCGGAGCAGAUCAGGGGCCACCAGGACCGGAUGCUGCGGGGCCGCAGGCUCAGUGAGCAGAAGAGGGCGGAGGAAGCGGCCCGCAGGAUACCCAGCCAGGUCCUGCCCCUGCGCACACAGCCCAGGGGGAAAAGGACCUCCAAGGAGGUGGCCAAGGAGUUCGAGUGGGUCACCACCUAUCCCAUCAUUCAGCCUUCCACGUCGGCGCUGAUCAAGGUGGCAAACCUCGUGGAGAAGUCCCCUGUGGGGGAGCCCGUGAGGAGGCCCCCUGAGAGGAGAAUGUUCCUGAGUGUCCCGCCCUUCAUGAGGAGCCAGUUGGUCAAGUUACGGUCCUAGUCCAAAACGGUCAUAUUCUUAAAAUAAAGUUUGAGUUAGUUUA
Molecule: messenger RNA, 1634 nt
Organism: Erinaceus europaeus (western European hedgehog)
Lineage: Eukaryota; Metazoa; Chordata; Mammalia; Eulipotyphla; Erinaceidae
Exons: 3
Coding region: 236-1591 (451 amino acids)
Source: RefSeq, a predicted model, not a curated record